CCAGGCUUCAGACCCAGAAAUGGUUAAUCGAUACUUCGAUCUGCUAGAGCGUACGCUAGAGGAAAAUGAGUUGACAGACCAUCCUGGGCAGAUUUUCAACAUGGACGAGAGUGGCAUGCCACUUGACCCGAAGGCGCCAAAGGUUGUGGCAGAACGAGGUAGUUCAGUUACUACGGUUGGGUCAGGGAACAAGUCCCAAGUAACAAUAGUAGGGUGCUGUAGUGCUACCGGCCUAUGCAUGCCUCCAAUGGUCAUCUGGGACCGUAAGACACUUGCACCAGAACUAACCAUUGGUGAGGUCCCAGGCACAAUAUAUGGACUUUCGGGCAAUGGGUGGAUGGACAUGGAGCUUUUCCACAUGUGGUUCUGUAACCAUUUUUUGAGGUACGCUCCUUCAGUUCGACCCCUUCUCUUACUGAUGGACGGGCACUCCUCACACUACUGCCCUGACACCAUUCGUCUUGCAGCACGUGAAAGGGUUAUCCUUUUCACAUUGCCUCCGAACACCACCCACAUGUUGCAGCCUCUGGAUAGGGGGUGUUUCGGACCACUCAAAAUGGCAUGGAGGGAGGAAUGUCACCACAGAGCCUGGAGCAGAAGUAUGACGAUGGCAAAUGUCACCGCUGGCUUCAGAGUUACCGGCAUUUAUCCGCUAAAUCGGAAUGUGCUUUCUCUGGACACUUCUGUUGCAAAGCUUAGCCAGAAACAGGUCUCUUCCUACCGAUGCAUAGCCCCAUGUGCCAGUCAAAAAAGCGAGUUGUCUUUGAUUUUACCGAUGAAGAGAUAA
Messenger RNA from Geodia barretti, 787 nucleotides. Lineage: Eukaryota; Metazoa; Porifera; Demospongiae; Tetractinellida; Geodiidae. The record is from the annotation of a GenBank genome assembly.